CUGCAACCAACCGCCAUCAUGGUCCGCGAAAAGCAGCCCGUCUACGUCCUCGGCGUGGGCAUGACCAAGUUCAUCAAGCCCCGCGGCAAGGUCGACUAUCCCGAGCUUGGAUUUGAGUCUGGUGUAAAGGCCAUGCUGGAUGCGCACAUCAACUACGACGACGUAGACCAGGGCGUGGCGUGCUACUGCUAUGGCGACUCGACGUGCGGCCAGCGCGUCUUCUACCAGUUUGGCAUGACUGGCAUUCCCAUAUACAAUGUCAACAACAACUGCUCGACAGGCUCGACCGGUCUAUACAUGGGGCGAACCAUGAUUGCCAACGGAGGUGCCGACUGCGUGCUAGUUGUGGGCUUUGAGAAGAUGUUUCCCGGAAGUCUUCAGACCUUCUUCCAGGAUAGGGCAAACCCAACAGGAACAUCAAGCCUGAUGAUGAAGGAGACUCGAGGCAUUACAAAAGCGCCUGGUGCCGCGCAGAUGUUUGGAAACGCCGGACGGGAACACAUGGAGAAGUAUGGCUCGGAGCUCAAGGACUUUGCAGAGAUUGGUCGCAUCAACCACGCCCACUCCAAAAACAAUCCUUACUCGCAGUUCCAGGACGAGUACACGCUCGAACAAGUCAUGAACGCCCCUAUGAUCCACGAGCCGCUUACCAAGCUUCAAUGCUGCCCAACCUCUGAUGGCGCCGCCGCAGCCGUCCUCGUCUCACAAGAAUUCCUCGACAAGCGCCCUGAACUCAAGGACCAAGCCAUCUUGAUUGCUGGACAGAGGCUAGCCACCGACACACCGUCGCUGUUCAACCGCAGCGCUAUCGAGCUAGUCGGUUACAGUAUGAGCGAGCUAGCCGCCAAGGACGCAAUGGCCGAGGCCAAGGUAUCUCCCGAUGAUGUCAAGGUGUGCGAGCUUCACGACUGUUUCUCGGCCAACGAGAUGGUUACCAUCGAGGCAUUGGGCCUCGCAGCCAAGGGCAAAGCCCACGAGCUGAUCCGCAAAGGCGGUAUCACGUACGGAGGCAAGGUCGUCAUUAACCCGUCGGGCGGCUUGAUUUCCAAGGGCCAUCCCCUGGGCGCCACGGGCCUGGCCCAAUGUGCCGAGCUGGUCUGGCACCUGCGUGGCUGGGCCAACAACCGCUCUGUCAAGGACACCAAGGUUGCCCUUCAACAUAACCUGGGCCUGGGCGGUGCUGCUGUCGUCACCGUGUACAAGAGACAAGACGGAUCCGCUGCGACGGACAAGUCGGACGACCAGAUCGCCAAGGCCACGGGUCUGGGCUACAACCCUGCUACAGUAGCAAAGGGAUUCACCAAGGAGCAGGUUGAGUCGGUCGUGAGCAAGAAGGCGAGGAGCGAGUGGGCGCUACAGGAUACUCAGCAAAAGGUUGAGUCGAGGUUCUAGAGUUGAUGGUAUUUGUAGCGAAUUGUAUGAUUGAAAUACAGAGCCAUGUAGUCAUGCUCUGCUGAUUUAUUCCCUUGCCUAGAUGCGUCGAUCA
This is a messenger RNA of Exserohilum turcica Et28A, 1486 nucleotides long. RefSeq lists its product as uncharacterized. The coding region runs from base 19 to 1392 and encodes 457 amino acids. Gene Ontology annotation, molecular function: acyltransferase activity, transferring groups other than amino-acyl groups. Lineage: Eukaryota; Fungi; Ascomycota; Dothideomycetes; Pleosporales; Pleosporaceae. The record is from RefSeq and is a predicted model, not a curated record. The transcript has 2 exons.